Molecule: messenger RNA, 363 nt
Organism: Polychytrium aggregatum
Lineage: Eukaryota; Fungi; Chytridiomycota; Chytridiomycetes; Polychytriales
Product: ribosomal L28e/Mak16
Exons: 3
Coding region: 1-363 (120 amino acids)
Biological process (GO): translation
Cellular component (GO): cytosolic large ribosomal subunit; ribosome
Molecular function (GO): structural constituent of ribosome
Source: RefSeq, a predicted model, not a curated record
AUGUCCUCUGAUCUUGUCUGGCUUUUGACCAAGAAGUCCAACUCCUUCCUCGUCAAGAGAAACGGUGCUGAGUUCUCUCGCGAGAAGGGCAACCUCCUCAACAAGAACUCGUACAAGUUCUCUGGCAUCGCCAGCGCCCAGACCAUCGGCAUUGCCCAGGGUGCCAAGGGUGUCACCCUUACUCUGACCAAGACCAAGAAGGCCAACCACCCCAUCAAGGCCACCACCGAGGUCGUCUUCAAGACCGGUGUCCGCGGUGCUGCCAAGACUGUCAAGAAGAUCACCAACACCUACCGCCCUGAUCUCCAGUCUGCUGCCCUCGCCCGCCUCAGCCGUGUUGCUCAGUCUGGCAAGGCCAACUAA